UGACCAGUGUGUUUACGUUUAUCGUUUGUGCUGGUGUGUUCGAAGCUAUUAUGUUCGUUGUUUUCUUCUUUCAUGUGCGGUAUAAUUAAUUUAUUAUUAUUUUCAACUGAUAUACAUUACUCGUUUUACAUUGCACGAAAGACUCGGAUCGGCGUAAUUUACAAAAUCGACAAUUUUAUAUUGUGCAAAAUGGACAGUAUGGAGAAAAAAGUUAUAAGAUGGAUAGAAUUGAUAAAAUCAGCAAAGCUAGAAGAUGCCUUGAAGGAUAUUCAGAUGAAUAUUCGUGUUCAGCCAGAUGAGAAAUUGAACAUGUAUAUUUUUAAAUUAUUGCGGUAUUUGUCUCAUACAAUCUCAGAUAAAUGCAACAAACAACACCAUAUGCCUGGAAAAAGAAUCGCCGAAUUAUCCAAACUACUUUGCUCAUUAUUGAUUGAGGUACCUGAUGAUAAAAUCUAUGUCAUAAGUUUGUACCAUAUCAUCCGUUGUUUAAUCUCUUCAAAUCUGUAUGAGGAUGCGGCCAAUAUCUGCUGUUAUCUAGAACCUGGAAAAUUGUAUAGUCCUACAAACGACACCAUGGGAAUUCUAGUACAAAUAUUAUCUUUAUGGCGCAUUCCAAUAAACAAUAUUUAUUCUCUUGCCACUGACUCAUUGAGCUCAGAAAGUUAUAGUAACUUGAAGAGUAUCAUAAGACAUGAAAUGAAGAUGAUAAAAAUUGUAUAUGAAAAUCAUACACAUCACUUGAUUGCGAGGAUAAGUAUACAUAUAGAUAAAAUAGCAACAAUUGAUAAGGAGAGAAAUUUGUAUUUUGAUGAUUUUUAUAAAUAUAUUUUGGGAUAUCUAACAGAAGCACGGCUGUGUUUAGACAAAGAUGAAAAGUAUGUAACAUAUUGUCAAAUACUUCAUAUAAUAUGUCGUGUAAUAUGUAAGAGUAUCAAUACAUCUCGUAUAAAAUAUGCUGUCAAAACAUUGAAUAAGUUAUGUGGUUGUUUUAAAAAUCUUUUCAUAAAAGAUGAGGAAUGUUACCAAUACUUCCAACAGUUUCAAAGCCUGUGUGUGAUAUUUUUAACUCCAGUGGAGAAUCUUACGGAUGACACUGCCAAAAGUAUACAAGAUUUUAUUAUUCAUGACAAGAAGAUAGCACAAAAAUAUGGAUAUACAGGGAGCUUCAAGUGGAACGUGUUUGGUAUUAAAGAAAUAGUUGACUCCGUGUUCACAUAUUGGGAGACGUGUGUGAAAAAUUAUCAACAGAAAUUUCUCGAUACUGGCAUCUUGUUGGAGACAAUAAGCUUAAUUGUAUAUAUAAGUGUAUUUCUAACGAAGAACGUGUCAAACAAAUGUAACGCAUGUUUGAAUGAAAAGUGUACAGUUAAAAGGGACAUAUACAAUACAGUAAUAUUAAAGUUCAGAUGCGUCAAUUUAGUAAGUAAAUUCCCUGUAAAAAUUUUGCCGAAGGAACUGUGUGUCCUUGUUGGGAAAAUCUUGGAGCAAGAUGUAGCGUUGAUCUACGAAAUGAAAGAAUGCGAAUGCAAACGUUGGACGCAAUUAUGGGUCACGUGUGGUGCUUUAAUUUAUAACAUGGGCAUAGCAACUGAGCAUGUUUACGAGGAAUGCGUACAUAUGUUCUCCUUGUUGUGUACUUGCAUAUUCCGAUUUCAAGGAAUCGAUCCACGGUCCAACUACCUUUGUUUUGAAAAUCCCAUCUCUGCCGCAUUGCACAGAUUAUGUGCCAUACAUUACACCAACAAGAUGUACAGAGAAGCUAUGACUGCAUCUGCAUUGAACGGCCUGUUAACUUACAAUACGCAAUAUAGAAAGGCUUUCGACAUGUGGGUAAAUAUCAAGAAGAAGUGUGCCUCGGAAGAAGUCGCGAAGCUAACUAUGCUGGAAUGCCUGAGGGAUGACAAAGAUAAGAUCAGUGAGAUGGGAUUCACAAUUGACUUUUCUAAGUACGAUCUCAUUCAGUUUUGCUUGCGUGAGGCAAGAAGUUUGCUGGAGGAGAACGUCGCAUUUGCUGACGGCGUGUCAGCGGUUCUGCAGGAACUUAGGAAAUUGAAGCCGACCAAAAGCCAAUACGCACACGCAAUACAGUUAUUGGGACACUAUUUGUUAGGUUCUGCCGAGCAUAACAGUUCGGUCUUGGAAUAUCACGAGCAAGUCAUCCCGCAUUUGAAGCAAGACAAAUCGAAUUCCGCGGCUGUCCUAUGCCUGGAAGUUAAUUUAACAUUUUUCACAUUCGUCGAGGAGUUGCAUACAAUGAAUAAGCAAACUCUCGCGGAAAUGGAGAACACAAAAUUCGCUUUGUACGCUCCCAAGCUACCGGAAGUUCGCGAGACUAAAUCUCCAACCGUAGUACCGGCUUACACUAUGUUGAAUAUCAAGAAAGACUCCAGUCUCAAACUGAGCUUGCGGAAAUGUUUGAAGAAGUGGGACCAAUUGCUCAAGUAUGAAACGCUUAGUGAGAUUAUUAAAAAUUGGGAACCGAAUCUUCUACUUCGCAUGCUGGUCACAUUUGGUGAAUACUGUCGAGUUUAUCGUCAUGACAAAUGUGAAGCGGAAGCGUGGAUGCUGGCGCAUAAAUUAGCGUCAGAAAUGGGCGAUUAUUGUACAAUUAUUUACAUCACAGGCCGCAGUAUUUCAUUGAGGCAAAUCAAUUACGAUUGGAUUACCAGUGCUAAGGAAUAUGCCAUGAAGCACAGAGACUCCAAAAACGGGAAUACAAUUAGCGCCAUUGCUAUCUUUUGGAUAAGCUUGGCGGAUUUUUAUUUCCAAUGUGGAAAGUGCGACAACGCAAAGGAAUUGCUUGACGACGCUAGAAAUUUUCCAGAAAUUUCAUUUUUCUCCAACACGUCUGUGUAUCUGUUCGGCUUGGAUACCAUCAUAUGCAAUUGCAAUUUAUACGGAGACAACGUAAAACAUGAGAAUUACAGUUCAUACAUUGUGGAAAGUCUAUACGCAAUGAUCAAUUUGUCUCAAGAUCUGUCGGUGAAGAAAUAUAAAAGUCAGGCCGAAUGUCUCUUCAGUUACGACGUGCUCUUCACUGCAACGGUCAAUCUGUCGAUGCGAGUGAACCACCUGUUGUCGUUUCGCGAUAUCUGCGCGCACCUGGUGCGCCGUGUGAAGUCGGCGCAGAGCUUGGGCGCGGUGAUGCGUACCGCCGAGCUGUUGAAGUCGCUAUGCUACAUCGACCUGUCGCGCACGAAGCUGGACGAUUGCGAAGUGAAGUUGCAAGGCCUCGAGCACAUGUUGGACAUCGAAACGUUCCAAUUGUCCAUGAACUCCAAGCCGAGCGCCGUCGAAGUGUCCGGUCACCUGGCGGUGUCGCCCGCGAGGAUCGUCGAUCCCGUGAGAGACGUGCCACAGCGCGACGCAUCGCCGGUGCUCGGCAAGAAGGUCUUCGACCUGCCGAAAUUCGCACUGCACGGGAAGAACUGCGAUUGCUACAAGUGCGAGAACGCGUCGUAUCAGUACCUGGUGUUCACUACUACGUACAUCAGAGCGCAACUGUACGCCUUACAGUGUCAUAAUACGGUGGCGCUCGAUCAUUUCUACGGCGCCUUCAAGAUACGGCAGAAACUGUUCGGGGAGAAGCAAACCGUGCUGCCGGAGAGCCGCUCUUGCGACGAGGUAGGUGCGAAGCGGUUCUCCUGGCAAGCACGAUCGUACAUCGUCGAUUACGUGCAGCUGCUGGUCGAUUUCUCGUAUUUUCUGGGAGCCAACGUGGCGUCGAGGCAGCAGGACGCGUCCGACGUUGCCAAUUUAGCGAUAAAUAUAUGUCGCAGGUAUAAAUUGGAGAGACAUCCCGUCUAUAUCUCGGCUGAGGAAGUAGUGCUCAACAGCGCUUUUCAAACCAUGUUGGAGUCCCCGAAUUAUCUGGAUUUCAUGGUCCCCCAAGCAUGCGAUAUCGACAUAAGCAAGUAUGUGAGAGCUUCGUCCAACUCGAGUACUUGCGUGACGCCGUCCACCCACAAACGUUACGUCAAAAAGCCUGCUUCGGUCCGGCGUAAGAAGAAUCCGGUGGUUUUGAACUUGGAUAAAAUUAGCAUGUCUUUGAGCGACGACGAAGACGACGAUGCAUCGUCAGAGCUGCCGCAGACCUUGAGAAGCGGGAAAAGUCGUGGAAAUUAAAUUUGUCAUGGAAAACCGGAAGAUGUCGGGGAAAUAUAUAAAGUAGCCUGGAAUUUUAAA
This is a messenger RNA of Dinoponera quadriceps, 4185 nucleotides long. RefSeq lists its product as uncharacterized. Bases 73 to 4125 code for a protein of 1350 amino acids. The record is from RefSeq and is a predicted model, not a curated record. The transcript has 8 exons. NCBI's taxonomy places the organism in Eukaryota, Metazoa, Arthropoda, Insecta, Hymenoptera, Formicidae.